GUAAGUUUUGGUUCCAGGAUGUCACAGGAGGAGGACCUGGGAAGUUGAGUUAGGAGAGAGUGAGGAGGCGCAGCGGCCUGAGGGGCUGUGGAUGGCGGCAGUAUGGAGAGUGGCAGUGGAGGAGGGCAAGGCGCAGAGACCGGGCUUCUACAGCAGAUCCUAAGCUUGCGCCUUGUGCCAAGAGUCGGAAACGCAACGAUAUGUCCAAGCGCCACCACCCUGUGCGCCUUCCCUGAGAUGUGGUAUGGUGUAUUCCUAUGGGCCCUGGUCUCUUCCCUUUUCUUCCAUAUACCUGCUGGAUUGCUUGCUCUGUUUACCCUCAGACAUCACAAGUACGGAAGGUUUAUGUCUGUCGGAAUCUUUCUUAUGGGCAUCAUUGGACCAAUAUCUGCUGGGAUUUUAACAAGUGCUGCCAUAGCUGGUGUCUACAGAGCUGCAGCCAAGGAAAUGAUCCCCUUUACAGCUCUUGUGCUUGGCGUGGGGCAGACUUUCUGUGUCCUUAUAGUUUCCUUUUUAAGGAUUUUAGCUACCUUGUAACAUAAUGGAAGUGGAAUCUUAAAAAAAUGGACUUUGGAUUUAUAUUUUCAUUCAAUCUUUAUUUUGUUACUUUGUGUAACAUACUGGAGACUUGCCCAUACUUUAUUACAAACAAAUCUACAACACAAUGGAAUAUCAGAUGAUAUUUACACCUAUCCAAAACACAAUAGCUUGAAAUGAAGCAGAAAAAAACCAGAUUCUUGAUACAUGUGGUAGUCCUUUAACUGAUUGUGCUUUUAUGUACACACAAAAUAAAACGUGGCAUGGCUUUUGUUACAGCUCCCAAGCAUCUGCAGCAACUGACAUAUAGCCAGUGGACUUUCUUCCUACCGUAAUGGUGCUGCUGAAUUUUGUGUUUUUUUAUGACAAACUGUUUAACCUGCAAAAAGCUCCAUGCAGAUGUUCACAGUGCUCUCUUUGUAUCACUGCUGCACUGUUUUUAAGAGCAACUAUUAAAAAGUACAUAGUCUGGACUUUGCACCCAGCAAGAUAUGAAAUGCCACCUUUUUUCCUUUUAGAAAGGAACAUGUUUUUUAAAUAGUUUUAAUUAUUUUAACAUAGAUUUUCAGUUAUUCUCUCUGCUGCUAAAUGUAUAAAUAUCUCCUUUUCUGAUCUUAUAUUACUAUAAAUGGUUUUUAUUCAUAAAUGAUUUUAUUGCUGUUCUGGUUCACUUUGGCUAAGAAUGCCGUGCUUGCUAAAUGGUAGUAUGCUGUAUAUUUUCUUACAGCCUAUCACAUUUUAUAAACAUUUCCAAAAUUCUGUACAUCUAAGUAAAACUGUUGUUAAGCUUUUGAACUCCUAUCCCAAAAAGCCUCAUUUCAGUAUCAAUGACUAAUAUUAAGGUAUGACCUUUUUAAUUUUUAUAUAACCUUUUUAGCAAAAUUUUGAGGGCUCUGGUUAAUUAAAUUUGUACAGUUUUGGCCAAGCAGUUAUUACUUUUACAAAGGAAUUGUGGCUAUAAUAACAUGUAAAUAUUAGCUGCAGUCAUCAGCCCUCAAAUCUUUAAACAAUACAUAUGAAUUGUCUUCCUUUUACAUAUGUAAUAGUUUGUAUUUUAUCCUCUUGCCUCUAAACAGGGAAUGUUUACAAACCAGAUGUUUUCCCCAGCAUUUUCUGAUAGCAAAUAAAUAAGAGAUGGGAAUAAUAUUUCUACAUGUACAAAUAUGAAAAACAAGCAAUGAAUGGGCAUUAAACACUUUAAGAUUAUAAUAUUUAAUUAUGCAAACUUUACAACACACUUUCAUUUUUUAUUUCCCCCCCAUUUUCUGUAAUUUAACUUAGCAUGGGGAGGUAAGAUAAGGAACUGCAAAAUGAUAGGUUUACUAACACAUUUUAAAAUGUUCACACGGACUCUCCCAGUAUGCUAACUUAAAAAUAUUGUAAUUGCAAAGUGUUUAAUGUCCUUUUACGUGCAUCUGAAUCCAUUGCUCUUGACAUACAUCUUACACCUACUAAAACCUUUAAUUUGUUUGAUAGAAUUCUAUGUCCUUGUAAAAUAUUUGCUACAGCCUAGCCCAGGGAGAUAUAUCUCUAUGCACCAUUUAUUAGGAGCAGAACAUCCUUGUCAUGAUGGUGCUGCAGCAGUAACAACCUCUUUGAAUUACUCGAGGUGUUGAGUCUUAUAAAAAUGAUUGUCUGAUGGUAAAACCCUUUUUAAAUUCUGUAGCAUCUAACCUUUCCUAUGAUACAUUCUCAUUCUGUUAUAAAAUAAGGAUGCAAGCAGAAAACAAUUGCACACAAAAUCUAUUUACUCCAAAACCACAUUCUUCCACUUAAUAAGUAUAUGAGCAAGUUUCUUUUAACUAAAACUUAAGUUCUCUUUUUCCUUUUCUAGCAUUCAGCUUUACAAACUAGAUAGAGAACCUACUAAUCUGUGAUGGGUAAGUGAUCUGAUUGGUAGAGGGAACAGUACCAGAAAUUAUGUUUUUAUACAAUUUAAUCACAUGGCUGUUUUAUUCUUUGAAGGGCUGGACCAAAUUAUAUUUUUGUCCCUAAAGGAUUGCUAAUGUCCAUGCUAAAGGCGUUUACUUUGUGACUUACUGACGUAAGAAUGUGACAUUUUCAAAGUGGAUUAUAACUCAGAAAAUCUACCUUUGUUAAUUAAGACCCAUUAUAAUUACUUGGUAUACUAAAUUUACACACAGACAAAUAUAUGUGGUAAAUUUAUACACAGACACAUUGUAAACAUAUAUGUAAGGUACACACUCACUAACUUUAUUAAAGAAACAUAAUAUUAAACACAUCUUCAUUUGACUUUACACAAGAAGCUGAAGAAGUUUUGUUUAAUUUUUGCACUAAUAUUUCAAACUAACUGAUGUACAGUUUUUAUUCUUAUAUUUUAAUAAAUGCUGUGGUUUCUUUCAGGCAA
Bombina bombina (fire-bellied toad) is the source of this 2905-nucleotide messenger RNA. It is a transcript of the gene TMEM170A, whose product is annotated as transmembrane protein 170A. Gene Ontology annotation, cellular component: endoplasmic reticulum membrane. The transcript is spliced from 3 exons. Bases 103 to 537 code for a protein of 144 amino acids. The record is from RefSeq and is a predicted model, not a curated record. Gene Ontology annotation, biological process: endoplasmic reticulum tubular network organization. NCBI's taxonomy places the organism in Eukaryota, Metazoa, Chordata, Amphibia, Anura, Bombinatoridae.